AAAAUCCGGGCUCAUAACGUGACUGUUCCCACGUAAAUCGACCCGCUGAUGUAAAACCGUCAAGCACAAGUUUGUAUAAAUCUGUAUAAAAUGCAUUUCUUUGAAACUAGCGUCUUUCUAUAAAAUGGAAGAGAGCGACGGAGAACUUUCCGGGCGCCCACUGAAGUCUUUAAACACCAGAAUAGCAGCUCCAGUUGAAUUUAUAAAUCACACUGGUAGAACAAUCAAUCUAAAAUGGUUCGAUUACGAUGGGAAAGAAGUUCCAUUUGCAACUCUUGAAAGCAGUAAUUGCCUUGAAGUAAACACCUACGUGACUCAUCCUUGGAUUGCAAUAGAUGAACAAACUAAUGAGACAAUGCUGCUGAACUUAAGAAAAACUUAUUUUCCCGAUCAACCUGUCAUACGCCAUGUAGACUACGAAGGCCGAAGAUUUUACGCAGUCAGGAGUCGAAUUCAUAUCACAACUCCAGUGUACAGACUUGAGGAGUAUUGUAUAAAGUUCUUAAGGAAGACUGUUCUGUCUCAACACAUCAGUAGACUACCGCUUCCACAACCAAUCCUUGAGGAAAUUUCACAGACAGUUACAUGAUCACCAGCUGGGAAUUUUAUGCCUCAAGUGUCACUUUUAUGUAUAAUGCUUUAAGCACAGGUGGCACUUUGUAGCUGAUAGUAUAAUGUACUUCUUAUAGUAAUUAACAAUAGACCAUUUUACAGUUGUUUGCUCAGUGACCUGGCCUUUGUAUGGCAGCGAAGCUGCACAUAGUUAGCAU
This is a messenger RNA of Orbicella faveolata, 770 nucleotides long. Its product is annotated as von Hippel-Lindau disease tumor suppressor-like. The record is from RefSeq and is a predicted model, not a curated record. Lineage: Eukaryota; Metazoa; Cnidaria; Anthozoa; Scleractinia; Merulinidae.